Molecule: messenger RNA, 1689 nt
Organism: Argentina anserina (silverweed cinquefoil)
Lineage: Eukaryota; Viridiplantae; Streptophyta; Magnoliopsida; Rosales; Rosaceae
Exons: 5
Coding region: 1-1689 (562 amino acids)
Source: RefSeq, a predicted model, not a curated record
AUGCCUAGCUUAAGUUCCGGGGUUCUUGAGAAGCUUAUUGAAGAAAUGGGAAAUGAUCAUCAAAAGUCUCUGAAUGGUGAUCAUAAACCUGUGUUGCUACAAAUCAGAAACAUCACACCGGUUUUAGCAGAAGGUGAUCUUUGGCCCACUAAAGGGUUUUAUUUGAAGGUUUCAGAUGCUACACACACUAUGUAUGUGUCAUUGCCUCCAGAGCAGGAUGACAUGGUUUUAUGCAACACAUUGCAGCUUGGGAAAUUGAUAUAUGUUGAUAUGUUGGAAGAAGCGUGGCCGGUGCCUGUGCUUAGAGGUAUAAACCCUCUCCUAGGUCGACUUUCUUCUGUCGGACACCAUGAAGAUCUCUUAUCCAUUGAUAGGUUUGUGGAUUUUAAAGGGGUGUCUGAUUUACUAUUUGUAAUGGAGAAGAGAAGUAGCGUGGAGAAGAAACAACAACCGACAUUUCGCUCCUUGAAGGCCUCUAAGAUUCACCCAAUGGAAAAGCUCCCAAGGGUAUGCAAGUUUGGAAAUGGUGAUGCUGAGAAGGAAAUAUGUGAGGUACCAAAACGGUCGAGAAAAGUGAAAUCAAGAUGUAUAGAGAGUGAUUCUGAUAGCACAAUAUCUUCUUCCUCCUUAAGGAGAAGAAGCUGGACUGGACCCGAAGCUAUAGAUUUCCCACUUGUCAAGCAUGGGAUAAAACCAUCCGCAAGGCGCAGUCGUAGUGCACAUGUUUCUCCAGUUCGUUCUACAAGAAGUGGUUCAGAUGACAAUUCAAGUUGCAACAUAAAAAGAACAAUUAGUGAUGAUCUAGCUUGGAAAUUAAGUAGAAACUCCAGCAUUAGGAACUCAGUGGCAACAAAAAAUUGUGAGCAAUCCUUAGAUCCUCCAGUGAUGGUUAAUUUAGACGUUGAUAGUAAAUAUUCAGAAAGUAUUAUACAAUGGAACUCCCUUCCUCCAAUAUUAGUGACUCUUGGAAAGGAAAUUUUGACGCACAAAAGUGUUUCUUUGCUUGCUGCAGUGGAUGCAUUGCAAGAUGCUUCUAUUGCCGAGAGAUUACUGAAAACCCUAAGUACAUACUCAGAGCUCCAGUCAUCCGAAGGGGAGGAACAUCAACCAUCAAUUAAUAAGUUCUUUGAUAUGCAAGACUACUUGGUUCAGACUCGACUAAUUGCUCAGUCAUUGACCAACGUCAGUCCACUCAGAGAUGAUGAUACAAAUCCUGAAAACCUUGGUUCCAUCAAGGAAACAUUAAUGCUUGCAGUAGACCGGAAGAAAAAUGCAACGUCAUGGAUUAAAGCAGCGAUAUCAUAUGAUCUUUCCCCAUCUUUUUCUCUUGAUAAUGUUUCAGUCAAGGCUAGAAAUCCAUCCGGUAAAUCAAAUAGGAACCAUGUUGCAAACUUUGAAAAGUCCUUGCAUGAUGAAUGUAAGAGGUGGUUUUUUGCUACCUUCGAGAGUUACCUGGAUGAGGUUAGAAGCAAAACUGAUCUAAUGGAAUCUGAUAGUCAAAUAGCUGAGACUAUGUGUCAGAUUAAGAAAGUUGGGGACUGGUUAGAUGUGAUUGUCAGUAAAGAGGAUUCUGAUUUGGAAAUUUAUGGGAGAAUCAAGGAGAAGAUAUAUGGGGUACUUUUGAAGAAUGUGGAAAGGACUGCUGUGGCUAUUGAACAAAUGAAUGCAAUAUUCAAUAUAGGCAAUUAG